Messenger RNA from Neltuma alba, 1712 nucleotides. Its product is annotated as putative E3 ubiquitin-protein ligase RING1a. Bases 190 to 1452 code for a protein of 420 amino acids. The record is from RefSeq and is a predicted model, not a curated record. The transcript has 10 exons. NCBI's taxonomy places the organism in Eukaryota, Viridiplantae, Streptophyta, Magnoliopsida, Fabales, Fabaceae.
UCCCCUCUCUCUCCCUUCUCAUAUCUUUUUCUUUUUCUCCGUCGCGCUGUCUCUCUCUGCGAAGGUCAAGGCAUCAAGUCACGCCUUGCCACCGCAUCUCAAUAGCCACAGCCAGCGGCCUCCGCAGAUUGCAUAGCUUUGGGAGCCUUCGUUUUUUCCUUGGCAGAUUUUUUGCUUCCAGGAAAAGCAAUGCCAGCCCAGAAGCGCUUGUUCGACGUACCAGAAGAGGGUGCUUUUCUCGGCGAGAGGAACCACCACGAGAAGCUAGAAGAUGGAGUGGAAUCCGAUCGAAGCCCUUCGGAGAGCACCGGCGACAAAGAAGAGUUUGUUAUUAUAAAAUUGUCAGAUGUACGCAAGGAAGUCCAAUGCCCUAUCUGCCUAGGCAUCAUUCGAAAAACAAGAACUGUAAUGGAAUGCCUGCACCGCUUUUGCAGGGAGUGUAUAGACAAAUCCAUGCGCCUUGGCAACAAUGAAUGCCCUGCAUGCCGCACACAUUGUGCUAGCCGACGCUCACUGAGAGAUGACCCAAACUAUGAUGCUUUAAUUGCUGCUCUUUAUCCAGAUAUAGACAAGUAUGAACAGGAGGAAUUGGCUCUGCAUGAAGAUGAAAAAGUUCGCAAUAAGCAGAUCCAAGAAUCUAUUGCUCAGACUCUUCAACGGCAAGCAGAAGCACUGGGUAAAAAACGCAAUCCUAAAACGAUUACAAGGAGGUCACAAGGUAGCUAUCGAGCUUCACAUGUGAGGGCGAGAAGAAACUGUAGAAGUACCAUUGAACUUCAGGGAUCUGAUGACACUGAGGAAAUGAAUGAUGAUGAUGGGGCUAAGGUUUCUUCUUCUGGUGAUGAGCUAAUAGAAACCAAACCAAAAAGAUGUAAAAGAGGGGCAGAAGCACAAUUUCCUCCGCAUUCUGCAACUACUGUUGCAGAUGGUGCUAGUGAUGAAAAUGCUCCUGAAGUAAGUAGAGAAUUCCUGAGUCCUUCUAGUACACUUGCCUGGGGAAAAAAUGGUCACCGGAGUCACACCCGAGUCAAUGGCAAGAAUGCCAGAAAUAGUCGCCUUGCCAAAUUGAUUGAUAAUCUCCGUGUCUUGGAAGAAAACGAUGAUGAGUUGGGUGUCUGCCUCAUGCUUGUGCCUUUUGAUGAGAAAAGAAUACCAAGUUUGCAGAAGCCAUACCUCUGCUGCAGACCUACAUUGUCUGUCAGGCACCUGUGCCAGUAUGUUGCCCCUCAAAUAGCUGUACAGGCUGAUGAGGUUGAGAUAUGCUUGGUAAAAGAACAGCAAGCCAACAUUAUUACAGCUGCAGGCUCAGUAGACAUGGGCAAAGAUAAUGUGCAAGUGUUGAGAGAGCAGGAAACGUUGGCCGAACUUAAACCUGAUCAUUUUAGCCGUGGCCAUGUGCUUAUGGCGUAUAAGAGGAGGCUGUCGGACUCAACUGCGUCUAGCUCGAGGUGAAUGACGUGCGAUCAUCACCUAAACCAAUUCUUCGUUAAUUGCAUAAUUAUACUAAUACUGAAACGGUAAUUCGUCUGAGGCAGUUUUAUCAUUCGUAUUUUUUUCUUGUUCCUUUCAAUAUUUCCCUCAUACUGUAGAAGGGCUGAAAUUUGUUUGUAUAGUGCACAGAAAAUGAGAAUCUCAAAUCUCAAAUGUAACUACAUUUGACACACUUUAGGUUUCUUACAAUCCGCAUGAAAGCUUUGGUGUGUCUUUUAUUG